UACAAACACAAGCUCAUGAAACACAGGAAGCAGUCAUCAUCAGACUUCACUAAGCCAUCACUAGCCCACAGUUUUCGUCCAUCUCGAGUCGCCUUGGAGCGUAGUUUUUCUUUUCCUUGCUCUACUAGUGAGUCGAGAUCAACACUGGACAUUCAGUCAAUCAAUACUUCAGUCAUGACUCGAUCUGACAGGAGCAGCAUUUACGGGGCGUACGGGUCUUCGGUAUCCCCAUCUUCUUCCGAUACAGGCAGCAAGGCGGACCCUCUGGACAGGCCUCUGGACCUUGUGGUCAAGAACAAGUCCAGUAAUGUCAUGGAGGAGGAUGUGGAGAGACAGUUUCGUAUCAGAUCCACUGACACCUGGCCUCCCGCGGGCACCAGAGCAGGGACCGUGUCGUGCUCCCUAGAACGUAGACGGUCAGUAGAUGACCAUCACCAGUGUCCACCCCAGCCACUUAACCUCAGUAAGGAGUCUCUUGGGGAUGACGAUGUCACCCUGUCUCAGACAAGCAGU
Lymnaea stagnalis (great pond snail) is the source of this 513-nucleotide messenger RNA. The record is from the annotation of a GenBank genome assembly. Lineage: Eukaryota; Metazoa; Mollusca; Gastropoda; Lymnaeidae.